GAGGGGAGAGGGGGAGAGCGGUUUCCUGGCAUUCGAACACAAAACACAUUAUCCGAGUGUGUGCGACAACCUGCUGAAACAAAAAUACACAAAUUAAGAGGAAUAUCGCGCGUGGAUUCAACAACAACUGUUCCCAUCAUACUCUGCUUCAGUUGAUCUCUGUCAACUAUCCAAGCGAGAGAUGAACACAGAGAAGCCUGGAUGGACCCCCAUCCAAGGGGAACCCUCUCCUCCCUAUCCCACAGGGCAGCCAGCGUUUCCUCCUGCGUAUGACAUGAGCAUGCCAGACUCUAACCAGUUUGGAAGCCCUGCUGCUGGAGGCCUCCCUUUCCCUCCACCAACUGCAUUUGGACCUGCUGUCGCUGGUGGUUUUGGGAUGGGCCCAAAUUCUCAAGGUGGCAUAGGAUAUGGUGUCAAUCCAGCUCCUUUACCUUAUUUCCCACCAGUUCAUGGCUUGGGUGACAACUUAAAUGAUGCCUGCAGCCAGGAGGACCCACCCCCCUUCGACGAGAACCAAGACUUUGAUUUUGGAUUAGACAACAAGACCAUAAGACGAGCGUUUAUUCGAAAGGUGUUCUUGUUGCUAACUGCUCAGCUGGCAGUGACGUUCGCCUUUGUGGCAGUUUUCACCUUUGUGGAAGAAGUCAAGAAGUUUGUCCUGGUGAACAUGUGGACCUACUUUGUGUCCUAUGGUGUGUUCUUUGCGUCCGUCUGUGCGAUCAGUUGCUGUGGAAGCUUGUGCCGUAGACAUCCUUGGAACCUGGUUGCAUUGUCCAUCCUGACUCUCAGUCUGUCCUACAUGGUGGGAAUGAUUGCCAGCUUCCAUGAUACGGACUCAGUAAUAAUGGCAGUGGGCAUCACGGCAGUCGUGUGCUUCACAGUGGUCGUGUUCUCUUUGCAGACCAAGUACGACUUCACUUCCUGUUACGGCGUGCUGUUUGUCUGUUUGACUGUAAUGUUCUUCUUCGGCAUCCUCUGCAUUUUCCUGCGGGACAGAAUACUGCACAUCGUGUACGCUGGACUGGGAGCGUUGCUCUUCACCUGUUUCCUGGCCGUUGACACACAGAUGCUGCUUGGCAACAAGGAGCUGUCCCUGAGUCCAGAAGAAUAUGUCUUUGCUGCUCUUAGCCUGUACACAGAUAUUGUCUACAUCUUCCUCUAUAUCCUUUCUAUCAUUGGAAAAAUAAAGGGCUGAUCAUGAGAUUUUUUUUUUCUUGUUAUGUUGAUCACAUAGAUUUAUUUGCUUCACUCUGUGGAAAUAUACAUUUUUCUGAUAGUAUGGAGUUUUUAUGUUGUAGGUUGAGGUUGUUUUUGUACCUGUGGUACAAGCAUUUAUCUUGGUUUGGAAAAUUGUUUCUAGUACCAUAUGAAAAUUGACCAAAAUAGUCACUAUUCACACUUCACUUACUCCCCCCAGAGCAUUUCUCUGUGUCACAGUUUGAUCAGUUAUGAUGGGAAUGUAUCUUUCUGCUUGUAAGUUAUGUUUUCACUCAUUCCAACUUAAGGACUUCUUCCUUGGAUGAAGACCCAGGAAUGUAGUUUUAAUGUGAGAAAAAAGAUAGUUUGUGACCCUUGAGUCUGGAUUGUUUUUAUCUCUUUUUUAUAUUCAGGGUCCAGAAAUGUGCAGAUUGUUGUCAAACAACUUUGUUAAGUGUAAAGAAUAAAUUUUUAUAACUAUG
This is a messenger RNA of Solea senegalensis (Senegalese sole), 1679 nucleotides long. It is a transcript of the gene grinab, whose product is annotated as glutamate receptor, ionotropic, N-methyl D-aspartate-associated protein 1b (glutamate binding). The record is from RefSeq and is a predicted model, not a curated record. Lineage: Eukaryota; Metazoa; Chordata; Actinopteri; Pleuronectiformes; Soleidae. Gene Ontology annotation, cellular component: endoplasmic reticulum; Golgi apparatus; membrane. Gene Ontology annotation, biological process: negative regulation of apoptotic signaling pathway. Bases 182 to 1195 code for a protein of 337 amino acids. The transcript is spliced from 7 exons.